Messenger RNA from Erpetoichthys calabaricus (reedfish), 1679 nucleotides. RefSeq names its product deoxycytidine kinase 2-like. Gene Ontology annotation, molecular function: deoxyguanosine kinase activity; ATP binding. The record is from RefSeq and is a predicted model, not a curated record. NCBI's taxonomy places the organism in Eukaryota, Metazoa, Chordata, Cladistia, Polypteriformes, Polypteridae. Gene Ontology annotation, cellular component: mitochondrion; cytoplasm. Bases 132 to 926 code for a protein of 264 amino acids. Gene Ontology annotation, biological process: nucleobase-containing compound metabolic process. The transcript has 7 exons.
GAAAAGAACCAGUCCUUGUCGCCUCAGUGAUAAAGCGCCACAAUUAAAUAGUUUUGGGUAGUAAAGAGAGCGGGCAAGGUGCCUUUUAAAAUUUUAACUCAUUUAGGACGUUUUGAAAAACUUUUUAAAUUAUGGCCACACCACCUAAGAGAAUGUGUAUCAGUCCUGUUUUUGACAACAGCUUUGAAAAGCGAGUAAAGAAGAUUUCAAUAGAGGGCAACAUUGCUGCAGGCAAGUCUACAUUUGUUCGAAUGCUGGAGCAAGCAACUGAUGAGUGGGAAGUAGUCCCAGAGCCAAUAGCAAAAUGGUGCAAUGUUCAGACCACAGAAAAUGAGUUUGAGGAACUUUCUACUUCUCAAAAGAGUGGUGGUAACUUGCUUCAGAUGUUGUAUGACAAACCAAGUCGUUGGGCUUACACUUUCCAGACUUAUGCCUGUUUGAGCAGAGUACGUUCCCAGCUGAAGACUGUUUGCCCAAAAUUGCGUGAGGCUGAACAUCCUGUACAAUUCUUUGAAAGAUCAGUUUAUAGUGAUAGGUAUGUAUUUGCCUCUAGUUUGUUUGAGUCUGGAGACUUAAAUGAAACUGAAUGGGCUGUAUAUCAAGAUUGGCAUGCCUGGCUUCUAAACCAGUUUGAAUCACAAAUUGAGCUGGAUGGGAUAAUUUAUUUAAGAGCUGAGCCGCAGAAAUGUAUGCAGAGACUUCACCUCAGAGGUCGUGAAGAGGAACAAGGCAUUGAACUUGACUACCUAGAGAAACUGCAUUAUAAGCAUGAGUGCUGGCUAUAUAAUAGGACAACACUGCUUGACUUUGAAUACUUGAAAGAUCUUCCAGUGCUAGUUUUGGAUGUAAAUGAUGAAUUUAAAGCCGACAAAAUUAAACAAGAGGGUCUCUUAGACAAGGUUAAAGAAUUCUUGGGCUCUUUGUAACCUUUGACCUUCAAGCAACUUCUGGACUGACAUGUUUGCUCAAUUUUAAUCUUUGCAGAUAUCAUCAAGAAGUUAGUACUGCAAUUACCUUCUGAUAAUUUAUAGUGCAGUUUUGACUCCAACAGACUUUGCUGCUUGUACAGUAUCUUCAGCAUAAAUUCAGGAGUGCCUGUUGCCACACUGCAAUAUUACACUCCCAAGAAUUUAAUCAUUCUCAAAUGGAAGUGACUGAUUGCCAGUCAGUUAGUCGUGCUUAUCAUAAUUUAUCUGCAGAAGCUUUAACUUUUAAUGAAGUCAAUUAAUGGAAAUUUAAGAGUGAAAGUGUUUUUAAGUUCAGGUUUGUAUAGUUUUUAGUACAGACAUUCUGGAAGAAUUUUACAGAAGUUGCUGUCCUGUGCUGAGAAAUAUAAUUUGUCUUUCCUCUGUCUUGCACUUGUAUGUCUAUCAAAUAGACAUUUUCAUGUUCUUUGAUAAAGUAAAUUGUGUAUUUGGUGUAACAAGGCUGCUGUAAAUAUGAAUUGUGAGCAGUAUUUUAUGUUGUACUGUAUGUGGCUCUCAAUACUUUUUAGCCAAUGAAACAUUUGUACUGGGAGGUAGUUGAUCCGUGGUUUUGGUAGUGGAUCAGUCUUUUUAUAAUAGUGGGAUUAUGAGCAUACUUGGUCAUGGUUUACUUUUUUAUUUAAAUACGUUUUAAUGAACCAUUCAGCUGAUCAAUCUACAGGUGCAAUAACAAAAGAAGUAGUAGAAACAAGA